Manacus vitellinus (golden-collared manakin) is the source of this 4132-nucleotide messenger RNA. It is a transcript of the gene GALNT15, whose product is annotated as polypeptide N-acetylgalactosaminyltransferase 15. The record is from RefSeq and is a predicted model, not a curated record. Lineage: Eukaryota; Metazoa; Chordata; Aves; Passeriformes; Pipridae. Gene Ontology annotation, cellular component: Golgi apparatus. The coding region runs from base 338 to 2257 and encodes 639 amino acids. The transcript has 11 exons.
UAGUUAUGUGUGAAACAAAGUCACGGACCGACUAGUUCUCAUCUGUUGAUCACAGUUAAGUUAAAGCCUCUGAAGGGAGGAGAGCUGUCAGAUCUGCUUUCAGAGAUACAGUGCUUCAAUCCAGGCAGCAGUUGGAAACUUUGAAGAAGCAGGAUCUAUCUGGAAGGAAACUAUAAGAAACGGGAUUUCUUUUGACUUAGAAUUUUAAAAGGGAAAAAAAUCAAAGCUUUAGUUACUCUUUUGAUCAGCAAAAUAUGUGCUUUCCUAACUAAGCUGGGACUCUGUUCAAUAAAGGAUCUACUUUAUUUCACUGGAUCCAUGCUACGUUUUACUACACAUGUUCUUGAGGAAGAAGUGCAGAUAUGGAUCACGUAAGCUGCAGUUUUUCUUGUUGUUUCUGAUGCUGGGUUUUUUGCUACUGAUGGUUACAAUGCUGAAUCCACCACCCAGCAACCAGAGCAAGGAAGGGACUUUCCAGCCUGUGGAGUUCAACCCCCGGGAAGGGUAUCAGAUGGACUUUGCGGAGACCCAAGAGAUGCUGGAGACCCAGGAGGAGAGCCAGCAGUAUUACCCUUUGGAUGGUCUAUCGCCUUUCAUCUCCCUGCGGGAGGAUGAGCUGAUCGUGGCCGUCGUGUCGCCCCCGGGCAAAAGGAACCACAGCAAGGCCAGGAAGGGCUAUCGCGUGGUGAAGCAGCAGAGCAGGCGGCCAGAGGGGAAGGCGGAGGGGGACCCUGAGUCCCUGCCGCUGUCCCUACCCCUGCAGGCUGGGGAAGGGGCUGCUCCGGGGGAGCGGCCGCUCGGCCUGGAGACCCACGGCUUUAACGAAGUGCUCAGCGAGCGGAUCGCGCUGCGCAGGGACCUGCCUGAGGUACGACACCCGUUGUGCCUACAGCAAAAGUAUGACUCCAGUCUGCCUACUGCAAGUGUCAUCAUCUGUUUCCAUGAUGAAGCCUGGUCUACUCUGCUGAGAACCGUGCACAGCAUUAUGGACACAGCCCCAAAGGCCUCCCUCAAGGAUAUCAUCCUCGUUGACGAUCUCAGCCAGCAAGGGCCCCUGAAGUCAGCUCUGAGUGAAUACAUCUCUAAGCUGGAUGGUGUGAAGCUCAUCCGGAGCAACAAGAGGCUUGGAGUCAUCCGGGGUCGGAUGCUAGGAGCUGCACGGGCAACCGGUGAUGUGCUCAUCUUCAUGGAUUCGCACUGCGAGUGUCAGAAGGGCUGGCUGGAGCCCCUCCUGGCCAGGCUCUCCAGCAACCGAAACAGUGUCGUCUCCCCCGUCAUAGAUGUCAUAGACUGGAAGACUUUUCAGUACUAUCACUCUGUGGGCCUGCAUCGAGGUGUUUUUGAUUGGAAAUUAGAUUUUCAUUGGGAACCAGUGCCAGAGCAUGAAGAGAAGGUACGACAGUCUCCCAUCAGCCCUAUCAGGAGUCCUGUGGUAGCUGGUGCAGUGGUGGCCAUGGAUCGGCAUUACUUCCAAAAUACCGGAGCUUAUGAUUCUGACAUGACCAUGUGGGGAGCAGAAAAUCUGGAGCUGUCUAUAAGGACCUGGCUCUGUGGUGGCUCUGUAGAAAUUAUUCCAUGCUCCCGAGUUGGGCACGUCUAUCGCCAUCACGUUCCCGCUGCUUUCGCCUAUGAGGAGGCCAUUGUGAGGAACAAAAUCCGCAUAGCAGAGACCUGGCUGGGCCCAUUCAAAGAGAACUUCUACAAGCACGACACAGUGGCUUUUUUAAUCAGCAAGGCAGAGAAGCCAGACUGCAGUGAGCGCCUCCAGCUACAGAAGAGACUGGGCUGUAGAAAUUUCCAGUGGUUUGUAUCAAAUGUGUACCCUGAACUCUCCCAACCUGGAGACACGCCAAGAUUCUCUGGCAAGCUUUACAAUACUGGUGUUGGCUUCUGUGCAGAUUACAGACCUGGAAAAGCCACUGCAGAAAGCUCUAUCAAACUCUCACCUUGCAGUGACAGUCUCACCCAGCACUUUGAAUAUAACGGCAUGAAGGAAAUCCGGCUUGGUUCUGCUCCACUGUUUUGCUUUGAUGUCAGACACGGGAAGGUUAUCCCUCAAAACUGUACAAAGGAGACAGACAACAGCCACCAGCACUGGGAUGUCCAGGAGAAUGGAAUGAUUGUCCACAUCCUUUCUAGCAAAUGCAUGGAGGCAGCAAAGAGUGAAGAUGAGAUGGACUUGUUUUUGUCUGUGUGUAACAAGAACGCAAAUCAGGUGUGGCAAUUUGAACAUUCCCAUGGGCUACAUCAGAGAUGACUGACAAGUCUCUGUGGAGGUCGAGUCUCCAAAAUUUAACAUUACUUCUGCUUGGGAUUUAAGAUGCAUUUCCUGCAUGGACAAGAAAGAUGUUUGUGUUUGCUGUAGCAUGCAGGGAAGUUAGGAAGGUCUCUUAUCUAAAAGCCUGGCUCCUGAUUUAUUCAGCUCUAGCUAAAAUUUCUAUUUAUUCUGAGAAGCAGGGAAUAAAGAGACUGAGCACCAAUAGAUUCUCAACUCUGCUAUUGCAGAAGACAGUUAAGUUUGCCCUUUGAAACAACAUGGAAAAUUGGCUUCCAGACAGCCUGUCUUCAGCAUAUUCUGUGACUUCGGAGGAUACAGGAAAAUUAAUGUUUGUGAGACUUUUGAAACUGUAAGAGGAAGCCAGCCAAACCAGGAUAAGAGUUUAACCUUGUUUAACAGUGCACUCGACUCAUAUAAAAAAAAAAGUAAGUUUUAUAUGUAUAAGUAGUAGAGGUUUCCACAUGUAAUAGCAAAAACUUUGUUUUCCAACUAGCCUGAGUCAAAUUUCUACCCUCUAUGAGAUUACACAGAGCAUAAAGUAGCACUUAAUUAGGCACUAAUCGACUUGGAAUACUAACAGUCCUCAGCGUUUGGCACACCCUUCCUUAAAUCCUUAGUCCACAAUCUAUUUUGGAUGGGAGAAUGAGACUGAAAAAACAACUUUUUGUUUUGUUUUAAUGACAUUUAGGAACAACUCCUGAGGAAACUUUUGUGGUAGAAAGAAGGGUAACAGCUUAGGUUCUCUGCUUAUUUGCAGAGAAUUAUAAGCAGAAUUGGUGGCAUCCAUUUGCUCUUGUAAAGCCAUGGGCUGAGUUUAUUAUUAUUAUUACAGUAACAGAAGUGCUGGCUGAAAACAGCAAGUGAAGGGAAACAACAGUUUUCAACAGUAGCUGCCCAGGAAGAAAAUACUGGUGCUUGCUUCCAUUUGCUUGCAGCCUCAGUUAAGUCUUUCACUCUGUGAGUUUUAGCCAAGAAGGAACCGUAGAUUCUUGCUGUCAUGGCUCUCCAGGUUGGUCCUCAAAAGACCAAAUUUCCUAGAGAAACUUCUGUAGAGCCUGCAUUGCUGCUGACCUGCUGUCUUUCAAAGGGGUGAAUGAGAGUUGAGGUUAGGUAGCAAGAAUGGUCUCACACAGCAUGCAGUAGCCAAGCAGACUUCCACUUUAGUAUUUUGUUAGGGUACUUUCAAUUUUGGAGUUAAAAUCAAUAAUGAUGACACUUCCCAAGAGCCAGCUGAGACAGAACAAAGAUUUGGGAGUCUUCGCACAUCAGCAUCACACCCAAUUUAUAGUAUAAAUCAGUCAUGAUCCUAGGUAUUUAUUAAAGGGGGGGCAUCAUUAAGGAAAUUUAGUUAUGUUUUGAGAUGCUUUUCAAGAGAAAAAAUUGUGGUGUUUUUUUUUUAAUGUACAGCACAUUGUUUAGAGAAAGGAAGGAAUAACAGAAUAUUCUGCUCAGAGCCUUCCAGUCACCUGCUCUUGGUAAAUCAUAAUAAACUGAUAUUGAGCAUAUAAAAUUGGUUACAACAGAAGACACAAAAAUCACGUUUGCAGUGUUGUCCAAAAUUUUUCCCAGUGUCUGGUUCCCUGUCUACUUCAAGUGCUACAAAUUCCACACUAUAUUCAGGCAUCACUUCAAUCAUCCUGAUUAUUACUCCUGCUUUCUUUGAUAGCAUCAGAAUCUAAUACUAUUGCUGCAGUGUUGCUUAAAAUUUCCUGUGACAUUCUUAAAAUGCUUCAACUUUCAUCUGAGAAGAUGGUAGCAACCUCUUCCAGAGCACCAAGUGAUCCCUGACCAUUGCCCAAAUUUAGGGUGAGAAGAGAGAAUUUUUUAAAUUGCAUAAAAGCUGAGUAAAAUGCU